Molecule: messenger RNA, 1218 nt
Organism: Penicillium brevicompactum
Lineage: Eukaryota; Fungi; Ascomycota; Eurotiomycetes; Eurotiales; Aspergillaceae
Exons: 2
Coding region: 1-1218 (405 amino acids)
Biological process (GO): intracellular monoatomic cation homeostasis; protein phosphorylation; intracellular signal transduction
Molecular function (GO): protein serine/threonine kinase activity; ATP binding
Source: RefSeq, a predicted model, not a curated record
AUGCACCCAAGAAGCGUCGAUCAUUUAGAGCGAGAGGUCUCCGCCAGACCCACCGACUGUACCAGACAAAGCUCCAGUGGCUGGUCCAUCAGCGCCCUCUUGCCUCUGACCGCAGUCCCAACCGAUCAGCAACCACUGCUCAGGCGAGAUUCGGUGUUAUCCAUCUCCGAUCACAUUCCUCCGUCCAAUGUGCCGUUUGUGAAACGGUACGGCCGUUGCCAUCAAAUCAUCCAUUAUGGCUCAAAUAGCACUACGCGCCUUCAUGAAGACCAAACACACAGCCAGCUACUCGCAAUCAAGGUGUACCGACACUCAAUCCUGAAUGAGCCCCCAAGCUCCUCCCAAUCUACAGCUAUUCACCCCAAUCACCCUAAUAUCCUCCCCAUCCUCGACAUACUCCAAAAUGAGCGUUCGGAGCUCUGUCUCGUCAUGCCCUACUGUGCAGGAGGAGAUCUUGGCAUCUUCUUGUCACGAAACAGACCAAUCCCAACUAUGGAAGCAGAUUGCAUUUUAACGCAGAUCCUGCGAGCUCUCGCUUACCUUCACAAACAUGGCAUUGCCCACCGUGACAUCCGCCUCGAGACUGUUCUGCUUACCGCCAACGGAGCCGUCAAAGUCGCCGGUUUUGGUGAUGGACAUAUCCGGCAGAUGUGGGCAGAGUCCGCUGCCUGCAUAGCUCCAACUCCUGGAGUAGAAGAGCAGCCUCGCCCACGCUCAAAAUCCUACCCAUCUGCUUGGUGGCUCACUUUGCCUUGGCCACUCAAUUCGUGGUCCCGACACAUCUCCAGUUUCUCUUGUGUCUCUGCAAAACCGCACACCUCUGCUUUCGGCAUGAUCAGUCUCCCUUAUAUCCCCCCGGAAGGAUUUCACCCCUCCGAACGUCGACAUAGUGAGGGCAAUCUCGAUUUCGACGACCACGAUCCUCGUCCCGCUGAUGUCUGGGCCGCUGCCAUGAUAUAUAUGGCGCUUAUCACGGGUCGGCUUCUAUGGCGUAGUGCUCGUUUGCAUUGCGAAGAUGCACGGUACUUGGAAUAUCUUGAAGCUCGACGUGGUCAAGAUGGGUUCACCCCCAUUGAAUCACUAGGAACAAGAAGACGUAAUGUCGUCUAUGCCAUGCUGAACCCUCGACCGUGGAAACGAAUCACUACCGCCAUCCUAAUGCAGUCUGAAUGGAUACAAGGCGUCCAAGUCUGCGAAGCAGGAGAUAAAGGCUUUUGA